AGUCUUGUCGGAACCUGCCUUUGAGGUUAGUCCACCGUUAGAACCACGCUCUUUCUUAUCACUACUCUCAAGUUCUGCUCGCUUUACGCGUUUGUGUUCGCGACUAUGUGAUCUGAAAUAACGUUUGUGUUUUCCACGAAUCCUUUUAAUAAACAUAGUAUCAAAGGAAUACAUUUGGGCGUGCAGGAUGUGAGUGAGAGAGUCGAGAUGAACGUGCUUUGCCUGAAGCUGAGGGCCCGCAGGACGUGGGUCCCCUCCCCACCACCCCCCAACAUCCCCACCACUAAGCCAGCGCCAGGGCUAGCCAACAGGAUGACCAUCUCUCGCCACAAACAAACAGAGAAUAUGUCUCCUCCUUUGCAAAUCACAGAGGACACUCCGCCGGACAUGUUGGCUGGCAGCAUGGACCUCUGCGUCGUGCUGCCCAACGGAAAAGACGUCCGUAUGAGUGUGGAGCGCAGUACACCAAUGAUGGACCUGCUUGUACAAGUAACGACUGCAAAUAAAAUUUCACCUGCUGGCCACGUUAUACAGGCUAUUGGAGAAAGGGGAGUGAUGCCUUAUAAGCCCAGUACUCCCAUAGGUGCCUUAGAUACGUGGACAAUUUACAUAGUGCCAAAGAACCAGGUCGGACAAAUAGCCGGUAGAAAGGGAUACUACAAAUCGGUUAACCAGCCUUUUGAACAGACUUUUAGGCUUCAGGUACAUCUACCAAGGAAUCAGCUGUAUGUUUCGCGGAUUAGUCCGAAAACUCGAGUCUCGGAAAUUCUUCGUCAAGUGUGCUCAGAAAAGAAUCUAGAUCCAUCGAAAUACUCGUUACGGCAUCCAGUGAACUUGGACCAGGUGCUGGCUGGCUCGUGCAGCCUGGCGGACUAUAAGCUGCAGGAAGUGGCGUUGGUGUCGAAUCGCAGCCGACCCGUCAGCGGGGUCUCCACCGUCGACAUCAUGGCUUUGCAGCAGCAGCGGCCAGUCCACGCCACCGCCAACCACCGCUCGUGCGAAGGAAGCCUGAGCAGCGGUAGUCUGGGAGGCCGCAGCCUGUCCCCAACAAGAUCGGACGAGUCUUCGGCGUCGCCCCCGCCCCUCGUCCCCCCGGUGCCCCACCGGCCCCUGCGCAAGCGGCGCCCCGCACCAAAGCCCCCCGUCAACAACAACAACAACCUCAACAACACUGUCAACAAUGUUGUCAACAAGAACAACAACAACAUCAACAGCAAUCCGGCAGUGGAGGCCAGCCAACCGAGCCAGGGUGCUACGGUCAUCUGCCACUCACGCAACAGCUCUGACAGCAGCGGCUAUCACGAGGCCUCCGUGCUCAGUGAGAGUCCUGAAAGCACUAACAAUAGCUUACCAGACUCUUUACCGAGAAGAAGUAAACUACCGAGCAACGAAAGCAACCUGGAGUCAACGAGCAACGUGAAAUCUGGCGGAGCUCUGUCGAGGUCUCUGUCCAACUUGACGACGGCCGUCAACUCGGCUGUGCCAAGGAGCAUCAAAACUCACAGCACGUCCUCCACAUCCCUCAUUGCCAUAGGUCGCAAGAAAAAGGCGGCUCCCGCUCCGCCCAUGGCCAGGCCAUUGAAAAUGUCGUCGGUGUCAGAGGAGCGGCAGAAGGACAUUAGUAGCCCACAGUCACCCCUAGAUGACACAUCCAGGAAGUCAUCCACCCUCCCAGCCACCCUCCGCUCCACACUCCACCCCCAGCACUCCGACGUUGGUAGCAGUAGCAGUAGUGUGUGCACCCCCGACACUGUAGACGACCUUCCCGCUCCGUCGCAUCUCUGUCCCUCUUUCGACCUGCUCCAAAACACACCCUCAGAGCUUCCCAAACCAAAACCUAGGACGAUCUUCGAGACGGCGGAUUGUGUGGAUGAUGGCGACGGCGACGACGCUGCCUCAUCAGUGCUCUCCUCUUCUUCCUCUGUAGACCUAGUUGGUGAUGGUUGCUCAGACUCUACUAAUUCCACUAUCUGUAGUCAAGUUGUAAAUAAACCAAAGCCUGUUAGAAGUAGGAAAAAACGUCCGGCACCUUUACCAAAGCCACGAUCUAGUCAAUCAGUUGUUGUUUCUACAUCGACUGAACCACUAAAUAAUGUUGUAAAUAAUCGGUUAGCAAUGGAUGAUGAUGUCUCAGAUAGUCAACAAACUAACAAAAUAGGUAAUUCACAAGAAACAGUGCGUGUGAAUGGGGUGGAUCCAAUUAUUAACUGUGAAUCUGUGGCCAAAACUGACACCCGUCACGAUAGUUUAGGAGAAAACAAAUCAACAUGUGAAAAAGAGGUUGGUAAAGUUGAUUCGGGAAACGUAGACGAUCCAGUCGAUGUUUGCAAGGAUUGUCUCAUUAGUGCUGUUGCUAACGAAUCAAUGAGUAGUGAAUGCCAGGAAGUGUUUCAAAUACAGGAGGAAGUGUGUCCUCCAGACAAAGUCAUUUCCGUUACUGCUUCGUCACUAUCAGUUCCAACCUCAUCGACGCCGAAUGUGAAAAAGGUGAAGAGUUCUUUGUCGGAGGAUGGUCUGGUGGAGAACAGUUCUCGAAACAGUGAGAUGCUGCCUGAUGAGAAGGGUCGCAACUUUUCGGUGGGCAACCUGAACGAAGUUGCCGACUUCCCCAAGACUCAGCUGGGACGCUGGCCGAAUGCAGAGUGCCUUCCGGAGUGUUCUUCCCUCGCAUGUGCCAAUACAGAAGCUGACACAGAAACGAAGACCGAAUCAAGCACUUCAGACCUGAGAAUGGAUGAUGAGGAAAUCGACAGGAUAUUCCAGAAUGCAAUGCGGGACCACACGAGUCUGGAGUCCGGGAUGGGCGAUGAGGAGGGAGUGGCGCUGACUCUGACUGAGGUGACUCUGCCGCCGCCGAGUCCGACUCAGAGGCCGUUCGAGUCAGGCCCCGAGUCGCUGGACUGGGAGUACCGACUGCCGGCUCCCCCCACCUUCCGCGACGAAACCUCCUCGCCAGUCAUGACCGUCUUCGACACAGUCACCAUCGGCAACCUCACCGACGUGUUUCGGCCUCCCGAGCCCGACCUAGUCAACGUUGACUCUCCCAAAGAUCACAAUCAAGACACUUCCAAACUAGUCAACAAACAUAAUAAGACUGUUCAAGAAAUCGUAGCUAACAAACUUAAUGAUAACAACGAAGAUAAAGUGGGAGGUCUUGUUAAUGAAAUCGUAGCUAACAAACUAAAUGAUAACAACCAAGAUAAAGUGGGGUGUUUGCUGGAACAAAGCGCCAAGCCUGAUUUGAUUAAGCAUGUUGAACAGGAGAAAGUUAGGAGUAAUGAUGUUAUACUAAAUGGUGACAUGGAGAACAAAGAGAAUCUGAGAGUCGUUCAAGAUAAAGUGCACGUUGAUAGAAGUGAGAAGAAAACAAAGGUUGAAGGAGAUAAUAUUUGUAGGUUGAUUGAUAAUUCACAGAAACCAAAACAGCCUGAUGUGAGGGGAAAUGUUUUGGAUAAUUUUGUGAUAAUGACCUACCAGGAAAGUGGUGGUAAGAAACCGGUAGAAGUGUUUGAAGACGAUUCAGUCACGUCAUCGGCAGCAGUCAACGAGAAGAAAAGCGAGACACGCGAGAACUCAGUGUUUCGGAUUCCGAAGUCGGUUCCGCGUCGCUUCGAGCCGCGACUCGCGAGGCGCUCGUCGUUCGGCAGCGAGGACAAGCGCUCCAAGGCGGGACCGGCGACGGUGAAGCGGUCCGCGUCGCACGUGUCUCUGCUCGCCGGCAACGUGGCACGUGGCCACCUCAGUCGCUCCAAUGGCGAACCCUACAUCCGCAACAUCAACAGCGAGCUCAAUAUUGCUCAAGGUGAUGAAGAGAAAUCAAAAUUGGCGGAUUGGAGAAAUUCCGGCUCAGUUGGACUACAAUCAUUACAGGUUCUUCGUAGUAUUCUGCCACAGUUGAACAAUUCUCAUGAUUCGAUUAACGCUGAUAAUGAUGAUUACAUCGAUAAUAGGAACCCAGAUAUUAGAGUUGCGUCAGAUUUGCAUGAUAAAUUUGAGCGUUCACACUCUGAGGAAGUGUCGUCGAGUGAGAGGUACGCUUUGCACGCAGCGCCCGCACCGGCGGUCAGCUUUGCCACGUGGAACGAGCGGCCAAAGCGUCAGGUCAGCAUCAAGACCGACCGCGACUACUGCUACGGAAUCAACAAACUCAAAUCGCAUGCAUUCGACCAGCGCGACACCACUGAACCGAAGCAAUCCGUUGUCAACUUCUCCUCAGACAUGAGACACAACGACCUGGACAAACCGGACAUCAUCAAGCACUCGUCAGCUGAUCUGUCUCAUGUGCCUGUGGUCAGGGCCGUCGAGCUGAAGAAGAAGCCCUACUUCUCAUCGUCUUGCGUCGAUGUCACCGAUCUGGGUCGUUGUGGGUUCUUUCACGGGCGUAGCUACGAGAAUCUCUCAUGCUUGGAUAAUUCUGCCACCUUUAGCAAAUCGAGCACAUUGAAACCAACUGCUGUCUCUUCGAAAGAAUCAUUCAAAUCUCAGCAGAGCGUUAGCACUGAGGAAGAAGCCUCCUCUUACAGCGGUGUCAAUUCGUUGCUGAGAAAGUUUGGUCAGCAGAAGCCAACGUCAACGAACCGACCUGUAUCUUGUUAUUUGUAUGGAAGUGGUGCAUAUAACAACAAUAAGUUAGAAGAAAAUAGUGUGCCCAGGCAAACUACUGGUAAUACAUCGAGGGUAAUGUUGAACUCUGACAAACGUUUCACGUCGGUUGUGGGCAUCAAUAACGAUGAGGCUGGAUCAAAUUCCGUCCCCAGAAAGGAGUUCACAUCCCAGUAUGAAAAGCCAACUAGUAGGGUGAUGGUGAAUGGAACUUCACAUAAUGAUGAUCGAUUUGUGAAUAAUAGCAAAGACGUGAAGAAUGCUGUAAACAGCUCGUUGGAAUUCAUCAAGGCGCAAUCGAAGAUCAGUUCGGGAGGAUUUGUUCUGGAGAGUCCGACACGUAAAAUUGAAACCGAUAUCCCUGUGGCGCAAUCCACUACUAGCCCUCCACCCACAGCUGUGCCGGCCAAAUCCAUUCUGAAGCCAUCGAAAGUGAACAAGCCUCAGUCGAGUGGAGGAAUUCCUCCGCCUCCACCAGUCAUGCCAACCUUGAAGCCAGUAGGCGAGCGCAGGCAGACGCGCACUCUGCCCCGAGUUGAAACCGAUCCCAGGGAUCAGUUGCUCGAAUCAAUCAGGAAUUUUGGUGGCUUGAAAAGUCUCAAGAAAAGUUCGUCAAAAUAAUCUAUAUAAUUUAUUAUCGCCAUAUUGAAUAAAUAAGUUGUAUCUUAAUAAGUUUGCAAUAUGAUAUUAUAUCACUUUUGAUUAAAUAUUUAUGAAUUAUAUUCUAAUCAAAUAAACUGUUGUAGGCAGUUUCUAAAUAUUUCCUACGUUUCCCCUCCAAUGGAAUACAUUAUUGAACAAAAAAUGCCUGGAUAAUAAAAAAUUAUAUUCGGAAAAAGCUGAACGUUACUUUUGAUAUUGAAAAUUUAUCUAUGAUUUAGAAAGUUUAAAAGUUUUAGAGUUGUUAGAAAUUAACUUGGAAUGUCUUUAUUAUCUACAAUUACUGAGGCGGCAUUAUUUCGAGAAAGAUGUUCAUAAAAAACGCAGGUAUCUUCGACCAGCAAGAAACUAUUAAUAUUUUCAAAUUAUAUUAUUUCAAGGAAAACUCUUUGAACUAUCAUGCCGCCGGACUGAGCUUCCACAUACUAAACGGGUGAAAAUGUAUAAUUUAUUCUUCCACUUUUUGGUCAAAAAGUGGUUAUUUUAUAAAAAUUCAUUACAAACCGUGAUACAUCUCUACAAUAAUGUUGAUGAGUUCAUGCUGACUUUUCAAAUGACAAGUACGAAAUACUGUAAAAAUACUAUUGUUAUAUCCUUAUUGGUAAUUAUAAUGGCCUAUGUUGAUAUAAUAUUUUUGUCAUUAAAACCUACAUCUCGUAUUACUCUAUUAUACCUAGUAAAUGAAGUCUGCUUAUGUUUCUACGAUAGUAGAGAUUGCAAAGAGAUCUGUGACCACUAGUCUCACUAGUUCCAAAAAUAUGACAGAUUCUUAUGACUAUCAAUAUUAAUAAUUUUAUCUUUAUAAUUUUCGUAAGACAAAUAUCUGAAUAAACUUGGAGAGUGCUCGCUGCACUGGGUUCAACUUUAAGGAACUCAUUAACUCAUUAUCUGAUACAGAAUUAAUUUUAUUCAUUAUUGACUCUCGGUUUUUCUUUAAAUCAAUUGUUUAAUACAAUAGCAAACUCAUAUUUAAUGCUGAUAAGAAAACGUUUGAUGUAAAUUGAAUUAAAAUUUGUUAUUAUCAAGUGUUACACAAGAAAUAAAAGGAUAAUCAAAUUUUGGCAAAUGUAACAUUUAUACCCGCGAUCAUGCAUUCUUGCAUGCUCAUAAAAGUAUUGCAUAAUUUUAUUGGUCGUUAUUUCAGAUUUGUUGAAAAAAUUAUCUGGGCAGCAGUGUUCAAGAGUUGAAACGGGCAAUUAAUUGAAAAAAAGUACGGUAGCAGUAUUGUUUACUAUAAACAAUUAAAUAGAAAAACUAUCCAUGCUUAUUACUUAUAAGGAAAUUUUUAAAAAGGAUUAUAACUAAAAACAGUAACGGUCACAGAUUCUUGAUUUCAUCCUUGACGUCAUCACACUUAUCUAGCUCAAUUCUUAAACCAAAACGAAAAUAUUUAAAACUGUAAAUAUUAGCUUCAAUAGAACUGAAUUAUAUGUUAUUAAAGUAUUUGUUAAAUUUAUUCACAUAAGUUGUAAUGUAGCCUACUAUUUGAACCUAUAUAUUUUGUAGAUAUAAAUGUAAAUUACAUAUAUUCUAAUAAUAAUAGAAAUACACAUGUGUAUUGUUGAAUGAAAAAUAGUUUUAUUAAUAAGCAAAAAAUAACAUGUAUUGAUGUAGUGUAAUCUAUGAAAAUGCUCAAUGAAAAUAGGGUUAAUGUUUGGGACAUUUUGAAGGAAUAUCAUCAUUAUUUAUUUUGAAUACAUACUCUGAACGGGUUGUGUCGGUGAGAGACUAUUAAUUUAUAUGCAUCACAAGAUAAUGGACUUUCAAUUUAAUAAGGCUUCAAGCGAAAUUAGCAUACAGUGUAUAAUAAGCUGUAAAUAAUGUAUAAUAUCGAGUUAUGUAUCUAUUACAAUAAACUGUUAACCAUUUAA
This is a messenger RNA of Nilaparvata lugens (brown planthopper), 7133 nucleotides long. Its product is annotated as protein cordon-bleu. Bases 208 to 5223 code for a protein of 1671 amino acids. The transcript is spliced from 15 exons. Gene Ontology annotation, molecular function: actin monomer binding. The record is from RefSeq and is a predicted model, not a curated record. NCBI's taxonomy places the organism in Eukaryota, Metazoa, Arthropoda, Insecta, Hemiptera, Delphacidae.